CGCCUUCAGAGGCGAAUCGGGCGGCUGGAUCUGUGCAAUCUCGUGCAACGCCGCCACGUGCGAUCUCAGAUCCACAUCUCGCGCGAGCUGACGCGUCCCUCCCCUUGCUCGAUAUAUAAGUCUCCCCUCGGGGGCCACCGCCCCCUCCUACCUCUGUACACGCCCACCGCACACAUCCCUCCCUCCCACGUACUUCUAUCCCCCCUCACACGACCUCCAGCCACCAUGCCCGCCAAGAAGCGCUGCCAGCUCCAGUCUGAGCCCCGUUGCAACCAGGCCGUUCUGCGCCUCGUAGGCCAAUGCCCGCACUGUCGUCUUGAGUUCUGCAGCACACACCGCAUGCCGGAGCACCAUGAGUGCCAGAACCUUGAGAGUUGUCGACAGCAAGCAUUCGAGAAGAACAAGGCGAAGCUGGAGAGCGAACGGACCGUAGCGUCCAAGAUGGCGAUGGCAUGACCUGUCCUCCCACUCCCCAUGCCCACGCCGCCCCCUCCGCCCUUGUCUCCGCGCAGCCACCACACAGGGUUGUUGGGCCCGCAGGCCAGGCCACCGCCACUCGCAUCAUCUCCACCUUCGUCUCAUGUUCAUGACUCUGUAUAUCGGCGCUAUCACGACAUUCACGGACGCACUCUAUACCACAUAAUAUUCUCCCCCCUUCCAUAACUCCCGAUGUGCCUCCCCCCUUCCCACUUCCCCAGUCGCAUACAGGCUACAUCGGUGUAUAUCGUGUUCUCAUAUCUCUCGCC
Molecule: messenger RNA, 746 nt
Organism: Trametes versicolor FP-101664 SS1
Lineage: Eukaryota; Fungi; Basidiomycota; Agaricomycetes; Polyporales; Polyporaceae
Exons: 3
Coding region: 226-456 (76 amino acids)
Molecular function (GO): zinc ion binding
Source: RefSeq, a predicted model, not a curated record